Molecule: messenger RNA, 483 nt
Organism: Cinclus cinclus
Lineage: Eukaryota; Metazoa; Chordata; Aves; Passeriformes; Cinclidae
Product: scale keratin-like
Exons: 1
Coding region: 1-483 (160 amino acids)
Cellular component (GO): intermediate filament
Molecular function (GO): structural constituent of cytoskeleton
Source: RefSeq, a predicted model, not a curated record
AUGUCCUGCUACGACCUGUACCCCUCCUCUGCCUGCGGCGUCCUGCGGCCCCAGCCCCUGGCUGACAGCGGGAACGAGCCGUGUGUCCGCCAGUGCCCCGACUCCACCACCGUGAUCCAGCCUCCCGCCGUGGUGGUCACCUUCCCCGGCCCCAUCCUCAGCUCCUUCCCGCAGGAUUCCGUGGUGGGAUCGGCUGGAGCUCCCGUCCUUGCAGCCUCUGGGGCCUCCCUGGGCUACGGGGGCUAUGGGUCCCUGGGCUACGGGGGUUAUGGAUAUGGGGGUUACGGAUCCCUGGGCUACGGGGGUUACGGAUAUGGGGGCUAUGGGGGUCUCUAUGGAUAUGGGGGCUCCUUUGGGGGUCUGGGUUCCUGUGGAGGGUACCGGGGCCUGUAUGGCUCUGGCAGAUUCUUUGGCUCUGGCUACUGCAGCCCCUACUCCUCCUGGUACGGCCGCUACGGCCGUGGCUUCUGGGGGUCCUGCUAA